Molecule: messenger RNA, 681 nt
Organism: Cynara cardunculus var. scolymus (artichoke)
Lineage: Eukaryota; Viridiplantae; Streptophyta; Magnoliopsida; Asterales; Asteraceae
Exons: 1
Coding region: 1-681 (226 amino acids)
Biological process (GO): regulation of programmed cell death
Molecular function (GO): ubiquitin-protein transferase activity
Source: RefSeq, a predicted model, not a curated record
AUGGCGCGUAAGAGGACCAGCAUCACUGUCGUCAAGGAUGUGGAAGAAGUACCCUAUCCUCCACCAGAAGUUCCUGCUCAGGUGAAUGGGCCACAGAUUCAGCAAGAAGAACCUGUAGGCAAUAUUGAUAUGUACUCUCGUUUGGUAACGCAACACAACUUCUUAAUAGGGUUCUAUGUGAAGUUCGAUUUGACUCAAAUUUAUGGAGCUUUUUUCAUGUUCAUGCAGACGGAGCAAUUUCGGAACAAUGUGCUGGAACUCUGGAUGAAAACCCUAACCGAAGAAAUAGAAAAGAGACAUGCGAUUGAAGCAAGCCUGAAACAUAAAGAAAAGCUGCUGGAUAGGUUCAGACGAAUGUACAAUUUCUAUAUGGGGAGGACGACUAUGCUAGAGGACAUAGUCCAGCGGAGGUUGGCCGAUGCAGGAGUUACUUGCAGCACCGCCGCCUCCACUGCCGGUGGUGAGCAGGAAGAAGUUGCGUCAUCUUUAGAACCAAAUUAUAGUGUGAGAGGGGUUGAUGUGAAAUGCAAGAACUGCAUGAAUCGACCUGCAAACAUGCUGUGGUUUCCAUGUCGACAUUUAUGCGUCUGUUUGGCUUGUGAUGAGAAGGUUAAGGUCUGUCCGAUGUGUGGUACCCCCAAAAUCUCAGGCUUCGUGAUCAAUCUUCCCUAUCCUCACUAG